Tympanuchus pallidicinctus (lesser prairie-chicken) is the source of this 837-nucleotide messenger RNA. RefSeq lists its product as uncharacterized. Lineage: Eukaryota; Metazoa; Chordata; Aves; Galliformes; Phasianidae. The transcript is spliced from 3 exons. Bases 1 to 723 code for a protein of 240 amino acids. The record is from RefSeq and is a predicted model, not a curated record.
AUGCGCGGCGCCGGGAGCGCCGCCACACUGCAGCGUCUCCAGGAAUCCCUCCCGCGAGAGGCAGCCCAUCACCCCCGGCCCGCCGCCCUCAUUGGCUGCGGGGCGGGGAGACGGCCGCCGCCAGCCAAUCGCCCCGCGCCCACCAUGGGUGGAGCCGCCGCUCCGGCCUCGCCCAUCCCGCGGCCGCGCGGUCCCCGACCGCCCCGUCGGGCGGGGCCGGCAGGGGGGAGUGCGGGGGGCUUCCCCGCUGCACGGCGGUCGUCCACGCCCUGGGUACGGCGAGCGGGGAGCUCAGGGGACAGGCGCGGGGCCGGCUCGCGGCUGGCUCGCGGCUGUCAGGGCGGUGGGGAGCUCGGUGCCCGGUGCCGUUGCCGAGCCCGGCGGUGCGCGGCCCUCCCGCUGCGGCGCGCCCGCCCCGCUGAGCCGUGGCAGUGGUCGGGGUGUGCGGCUCGCGGGGAGAGGACCGUGCGUGUGCGCAGGCCCAGAUGCUUCUUUAUGCAAAGAGAAGUCUCCAGCCCUGUGAGCAAGUUCUGUUUAACCACUGCAUCCUUGACAAAAUGGGCAGUCACAUCAAGUCCUGUCGUUAACAAAAGGCUGUGGCACUUGAGGGACAAUGAACACAUUCUGAAUGGGAAAGCCAGAACGAUCACCCCUUUCCCACCCCAAAAGACAGUGCACAUCACUUUACACGCUGAGAACUGCAUCUUGAACUUUUUUUCAUGAGAAAUUUCCAUCAUCACUCCAUGGACUGCUGUUUUGACUCCACCUUGUACUGGUGACACUGUGUCUCAUCACAAGUAAUGGUGCAAUCCAGGAAACUGCUUCAGCCUUGUGUUU